Messenger RNA from Aspergillus tubingensis, 396 nucleotides. Its product is annotated as hydrophobin family protein. Bases 1 to 396 code for a protein of 131 amino acids. The transcript is spliced from 3 exons. NCBI's taxonomy places the organism in Eukaryota, Fungi, Ascomycota, Eurotiomycetes, Eurotiales, Aspergillaceae. Gene Ontology annotation, molecular function: structural constituent of cell wall. Gene Ontology annotation, cellular component: fungal-type cell wall. The record is from RefSeq and is a predicted model, not a curated record.
AUGCAGUUCACUCUCACCAAAGUUCUUGCCUUCGCCCUCGCGGUGGCCACCGGCGUUUCUGCUGGCGCUGUCGCUGAUUCCCAGGCCAUCAAGCAACAGACUGAGGGCAAGUGCGAUAUUGGCAACGUGUCUUGCUGCAACCCAACCAACGUCGACAAGACUGAUGGCUUCCUCAACAACCUACUCGAGUGGGGUGUCGUCGGUAGUCUGGUCAACGGUCAGGGAAGCGCUUGCGCUCCGGUCAGCCUCAUUGAUGAGCUUGGUAUUCUGGCCCUCGUCAAGGAUACCCCCGAUGGACCUGUCUGCGAGAACGUCAUUGCUUGCUGCCCCGGUCAGGGUGCUCAGUGUGUCGCCAUCGGUGACGGCUCUGGCUCUGGCUCCGGCUACAGCGACUAA